Drosophila sulfurigaster albostrigata is the source of this 1587-nucleotide messenger RNA. Its product is annotated as scoloptoxin SSD552. Bases 359 to 1549 code for a protein of 396 amino acids. NCBI's taxonomy places the organism in Eukaryota, Metazoa, Arthropoda, Insecta, Diptera, Drosophilidae. Gene Ontology annotation, cellular component: extracellular region. The transcript has 4 exons. The record is from RefSeq and is a predicted model, not a curated record.
AACCAGCGUCCAAUCAAACAGACGACGCCUUCAAGUCUAGCUGCACGCACGAGAGUGGAGUUGGAGUCGUCGGCAAAUUUCGUGGCGUUUUUUUCGGUUUUUGGACAUUAUUUUUGAAAGCCUCUUCCGCAACCCUCAAAACUGGUGAUUCGCUUUAAGCCAUCUCAAAUUGUGGCAAACAAAAUUUCAAUUCUAUUUAAAUUACAUCAAAAAGUGUCUGAAUUAAAAUAUAAAGCUGUCGUUUAUGAAAAGCUUAUAUUUCAACAAAUAAUAAGUGUUUAACAAAGUGAAAAGUUUAACACAAAAGUGAUAAUAAAAAAUUAUUAAUUGCUAACAAAAAUUAAAAAUAAUAAUCAACAUGACGAUGCAGCAAAGUGUAUUACUUCCUCUGGCCAUCAUGCUUAUCUCCUGUGGAGUGGCAUUCGCAUGCCAUGGAAAACUAAUCGCAUCGGGCAUCAGUACGGAGGAGAGAUCAAUCAUCUUGCAGGAACACAAUCGCCUGAGGCAACUUGUGGCCACCGGACGCUAUCCGGGCCAACCGGGAGCCGAGAAUAUGCGCGAAAUCGUCUGGGAUGACGAGCUGGCUGCCCGUGCGCAGCAAUGGGCCGACAAUUGUCAGUUCCGACACGAUCCGCAUCGCACAAUAAAUCGCUUUACUAUGGGUCAAAAUCUGGCCAUUAUUUGGAGCACUGCACCGUUGGAUGCCGAUGAUGGUGAUUUUCCCUCUCGCAUUCAAAACUGGUUCAACGAGGUGCAAAAGUAUUCAUUCGGCGACGCCUGGUCACCCAAGACUGGUCACUACUCGCAGCUCGUUUGGGGUGAGACGAGUCUGGUCGGUUGCGGCUUUGCCGAGUACAAAGAUAACAUCAAAUACAACAAGCUCUACGUGUGCAACUAUGGACCUGGUGGCAACGUUGUCGGCUAUAAUCCCUACGAGGUUGGAAAGCCAUCGUGCUCCACCUAUGGCAUGAAACCAUCGUCCAGGUAUCAGGGACUCUGCGCUGCACCCGGUGCAUCUCCAGCAGUGGCAAAUAGCGUCUACGGCGGCAAUACUUUUGAAACGUAUGAGUACAGCUACAACUCAGCUACAACGCUUAAUAGCAACAGCAACCAGAACAAUAACAACAACAAGCCGACUAACAACAUUAACAAGAGCAACAUCAACAACAACCGAAACUACAAUAAUCCCAACACCCAAUUUGCAUACUCCUCCCCCAAAUUCCCUACACAGGCAGCGGCACCAUCAGCAUCAGCGACGUCGUCCGGUGGCAGCUCCUUUGGCACUAAGACACGCGGCGGUAGCCAGGCCUAUACAACGGAGAUUAGUCAACAGCAUUCCGGCAAGUACAAGCACAAGCUUGAGGCAUAUCGGCCCAGUGCUGCAGAAUUUGAGAAGUCCGUACAGAAGCAUACAAUACUACGCACCUAUAUAGAGCAGAAUCCGAAUGAGCAGCCAGCGGUAGUGCCGGAGCAGCAAGCAGCCGGACCGGAAGCGUCCAGCACCCCGAAACCAAGUCGUGGCUGGAGCCUAUUGUCUUGGCGCGGCUAAGAAUGUCCCCCACACAUUAUGUCAUGCCCCAUUUUGCC